Molecule: messenger RNA, 812 nt
Organism: Anthonomus grandis grandis
Lineage: Eukaryota; Metazoa; Arthropoda; Insecta; Coleoptera; Curculionidae
Product: short neuropeptide F-like
Exons: 4
Coding region: 195-503 (102 amino acids)
Source: RefSeq, a predicted model, not a curated record
AUUUAUCGAUACACGGUUUGUCACAGAAAUUAGUCGCGGUUCGGGGAACAAAUUAGUUCUACUUCGCUGCUUAAUUAUCGAAUCAAAAGGGCAAUAGGGGGAAAUCCAGAGAUGACGGAUGUCGAUGUUUCCAAAGGCGCUUUCUGCUAAUUCAAGGUGCAUAAUGAGAUUUUCACCCGUUAUUCCAAUCAGCCAUGAAUAUCACGAGUACUAUCAGGGUUUUUUCUGCGUUUGUCUGCCUACUGUUGCUUGUUGCCAAUGUUACCUCGGCCCCAUCUUAUUCUUCUGAUUACGAUGCCGGCCUUAGAGGGUUAGUCGAGAUGCUUUUCGACAGGGUAAGGGAAAGCAACAUGGAGGACAAUGGGAUUGGAUAUCACACUGUCUCCAGAAAAGCCGGACGUUCGCCCCAAUUGCGGCUUCGAUUUGGAAAGCGUAUGGAUCCUAAUUAUCCAAUUUCAUCGACUUACUUGUCUGCUAUUAAUGAUAUCUCUGCUGACAACUAAAACUGAAAAAUCAAUUUCCUAUACUUAAAAAAGUUUUUUCGUCAUUUUUUUUUUAAUCUUGGGCAAGAAGAAAUGAAAAUCAAUUUAGUAAAAUACUCUGUGGUUUCCGGUUGUACAUGCCUGUCUUAGAAAUUUAGAUCUUUAUGGUUUUGUUAAUUUAGCUUAUUAAUAUUUAGAUAAAUAUAAUUUAUUUAGAAAGUAUAUAUUAAUAAAUGUCUGUAUUUUAGCAUCAUCAUUAUUAUAAUUUAAGUUAGGUUGUAUAUAUUAUGUUAAUUUGAAUUGUUUGUAUUAAAGUUAAUUUUUUCAGUA